AUAUGAUGGAAAAUAAAGAUAUUAAGAAAAUUGAUCUUCCAGAAACAUUUUCUUGGAAUGAUGGGGACACUUUUGGUUGUGGAAUUGUAUAUCCACCAACUAUUAAAAGUGACAAAUUGCCUUAUCUUUUUUUCACUCAAAAUGGGAAACAAAUUGGUAAAGCAUUGUUGUUGACGGAAAGUCAAAAUUCUGCAAAAUAUGAGCCAAUUGUUUUGUUGAAGUGUUCUUCUGCGGAAACCAACUUUGGAAAAGACUUGAAGGCUAAACCAUUUAUUUAUGAUGUUUCAAAGCAUUCUGUUAUUGAUGAUUUUCAUGUUUUUGAGGAUAACGAUGCAGGUGGUAAAUUUUUUUAA
Meloidogyne enterolobii is the source of this 353-nucleotide messenger RNA. NCBI's taxonomy places the organism in Eukaryota, Metazoa, Nematoda, Chromadorea, Rhabditida, Meloidogynidae. The record is from the annotation of a GenBank genome assembly.